Molecule: messenger RNA, 3021 nt
Organism: Arvicanthis niloticus (Nile rat)
Lineage: Eukaryota; Metazoa; Chordata; Mammalia; Rodentia; Muridae
Gene: Ptrh2
Product: peptidyl-tRNA hydrolase 2
Biological process (GO): negative regulation of anoikis; positive regulation of anoikis
Cellular component (GO): cytosol
Molecular function (GO): peptidyl-tRNA hydrolase activity
Source: RefSeq, a predicted model, not a curated record
GCAACUGGGAGGAUCCUCGCGGGAUUUCAGUUCGGCUUUAUCAGUUCGGGCUCUGUGGGUGUGACAAGAAGGAUGGCUGCGCUUCGUAGUUUCUGAUCCGGAACUAGUUUUUCAGAAAACCCGGAAGGAGUAGGUGGCGCGCGCGAAGCGUGUUCCUUGUUGGGGAGUGGAGAGCUACGAGGUGAGCGAGAAGUGCUCCAGGGUUUUUCCGUGUAGCCCUGGCUGUCCUGGAACUCACUCUGUAGACCAGGCUCACCUUGAACUCAGAAAUCCACUCGACUGCUGGGAUUAACUGUGUGUCCCUGGUAUGCUCUCCAAGUUCUUGACUAUGGAGUAUUUGGUUCAUCCUGGUACACUCAGCUUGGCUGCUGGAGUUGCUUGUGGCAUGUGCCUGGGCUGGGGCCUCCGGAGCCACCGUGGGAUGUUCCCCCAGAACUCAGCAAGUGAGAUAAACAGAGACACAGAGACGGGAACCGAAGCAAGCAUCUUGGGAGAGAGUGGGGAAUACAAACUGAUUCUUGUGGUUCGAACUGACUUAAAGAUGGGGAAAGGGAAGGUCGCUGCCCAGUGUUCUCAUGCUGCUGUUUCUGCCUACAAGCAGACUCAAAGGAGAAACCCUCAAGUGCUCAAAGAGUGGGAGUACUGUGGCCAGCCCAAAGUGGUGGUCAAAGCUCCAGAUGAAGACACGCUCAUUCAAUUACUCACCCAUGCAAAAACCUUGGGACUGACUGUAAGUUUAAUCCAAGAUGCUGGACGUACUCAGAUUGAACCAGGCUCUCGAACUGUCCUGGGCAUUGGGCCAGGACCAGUAGAGCUAAUUGAUGAGGUCACUGGCCAUCUAAAACUCUACUAGAUGCCCUUCUGCUCGAUGGUGAUUUUGUCGGAAGACUGUGAGCCUGUCAGUAACAAUAAAUGCUCAAUUCUCCCCACUUUAAGAUCUGGUCCCAUGUUCCUCUGUCAUGUACUGGACUAUUAGUAUCUUGAGCUCAAAUUACUACUGAAGGAGUAGAGAGAUGCCUCAGUGAUUAAGGGCACUUGUUCUUCUUGCAAAGGAUGCUGGUUCAGUUUCUAGUAUCUAGUAUCUGGAUGUCAGUUUACAACCAUCCAGUUCCAGGGAAUCUUAACCCUUUCAAUCACCAGGCAUACACAGUGUACAUAUACAUCCAGGCAAACCCGCAUAAAUCCAAAGAAUACAUAAAUACAAAGUUUAUUCUCUAAAUGCUCCUGCAGAUAGGGUCUGAAACAGAUUGGAAGUGAGAUGACGCUGGGUGAGAGGGAAACUACAUUUCCCAUGUAUAGUUAGGCCCCUGUGUGUGGAUUAAUCUCAAACCAUGCUGUUGUCCCUUGCCUUUUUGAGGACCUGGUUCAAGCUACUCUUUGAAUGACUGAUAACCUCUUUUUAUUAUUAACAGACCACUGCAUAGACCCACUGUACAAUUUUGAUUUAGAUUUUAUUUAACUAGCUGGAUGUUUUUGAAGUGGUCUCUGGUUAAUCUUGAACUUGUGGUAUUUCUCCUGCCUUGACCUCCUACCUGCUGGGAUUGAAGGAAUGAGCCAUCAUACCCAGCUACUCUCUAAAUUUAGUUCUACUUCAAAGUUGAAAUUUUAUGAUGUAUGUAGCAUUUUGAUUUCUCCUGACCCAAUUGGGCUAAGAUACUUCAAAGUGGUUCUAAUUCAUAAACUAUGAAAAUUUCUGUACUUCAACAGUGAAACCAAUGAGUUUGUGAACUUUAUGGAUUUUCAAAGUGGAUAUGUGAAAAUUUAUGGGAAAUAAAGGACUGUAGUUGUACCCAGCCAGUUUCUCCUGGAAAUUUUAGGAAUUAAGUAAUUUUAUUACUUAAGGGUACUUUUCUUACUGUAUCCCUGAGCCUGGAACUCAGUAUGGAACAGGCUGAUGUAAACUCAGAGAGAGGUACUCCUACCUCUGCCUUGCAGUGCUGGGAUAAAAAACAUGCACUAGCAUGCCUGCAUAUAUAAAGCUUUCCUGACAGUCUUGCUAGAAUUCAUUUUUCUUGAUAGUUCUAGAAGAUUGUCAGUGAUUUCUAAGUUCAUUAUAUCCUUCAAAACUAUAAAUGAUGUUAAAGAGAGUAAGACCGUAAGUGGGAACUGGGCAGAAUGAUGAAGAUAACUGUAGACCAUCUCCAAGUUAAAAUGUUUGGUGCACUUUUAUCAUACAGAAGCAUAAAUGGUACAGAAGCAAUCACAACUCUGAAUGAUGCCACAGUAGCAACAGUUUCUAGACAGAAUGUUUAUACAGGAGUCAAGUGAUGCAACCACAUGUAACUGAGUUGAACUCAAUCUUAAAUGCAUGGUUAUGACUCAGGUAAUUAAUUUAUGAGGCUUGCUGCAGACAAAUGGUUCCACACUAAAAGACUAGAUUCCCAGCAGGAUAGCUGGGAUGGCUGAUUCAAGGACCUGUAAUAAGCUAGAGCAUUUACCUACAAGGAUACAAUCAAACUUGUUAAUUCUGGUGACAAGUCACAGUAUUUUUCUGGUUCUACCUGUUCUUGGUAUACACUUCAUAGGAGUUAGAGUAGUUCUCAAAGCAUGCUCAGCAGAGCCCAAGGAGUUUGCUACGUCUAUUUUCAUUAGCUUAAAUGAAAGGCAUUUUCUUUUCUCUAGUGUGUUCCUACUGAUGUUCUACAUGAACAAGUAACCAUCAUAUCCUUCCCAGCCCCACAUUCACAGUAAAGUUUCACUUGUCCUGAUGAAACAGUUAAAAAGAGCAGUAUUUUUUUUCCCCCCACCAUAGGUAGGGGAGGGGCUUUGGGAACUAAAAGUUGGGAAAUAGAAAGUCUUUUUCAGGGAAGUCCUCCUUGGUAGGUGGCCCAUGGUCCUGUAGAUGGCUCCUCAUGCUUUCACACAAUGAUGCCAGCAUUGACUGAUUUCAGUGCAUUGUUAUGAAGAUUAACCUUAGGGAGAGAUGAGUGAGAGGUGGGUUGCUAGCCUCAUGGUACAUUGUAUACUAGUAUGAAAUUCUCAGCAAACAAAAAAUGAUUAAAAACAUUCUUUUACCCAUGA